This is a messenger RNA of Oncorhynchus masou masou (cherry salmon), 6871 nucleotides long. Its product is annotated as voltage-dependent T-type calcium channel subunit alpha-1H-like. Gene Ontology annotation, molecular function: voltage-gated sodium channel activity; low voltage-gated calcium channel activity. Gene Ontology annotation, biological process: calcium ion transmembrane transport; membrane depolarization during action potential; positive regulation of calcium ion-dependent exocytosis. Gene Ontology annotation, cellular component: neuron projection; voltage-gated sodium channel complex; plasma membrane. The record is from RefSeq and is a predicted model, not a curated record. NCBI's taxonomy places the organism in Eukaryota, Metazoa, Chordata, Actinopteri, Salmoniformes, Salmonidae. The transcript has 35 exons. Bases 16 to 6756 code for a protein of 2246 amino acids.
UUUGAACAUGUCUCCAUGAUAGUGAUUCUCCUGAACUGUGUGACUCUGGGGAUGUACCAACCCUGUGAAGACGUCACCUGUCAGGCAGAGUGGUGCCUCAUACUACAGGUGUUUGACGACUGUAUCUUUGCGUUUUUCGCGGUGGAGAUGGUCAUUAAGAUGGUGGCUCUGGGGAUCUUCGGUUCUAAGUGUUACCUUGGCGACACCUGGAACCGACUGGACUUCUUCAUCGUAAUGGCAGGGAUGAUGGAGUAUUCUCUGGACGGACACAACGCCAGUCUGUCAGCUAUCAGGACCGUACGCGUUCUGCGGCCGCUCCGGGCAAUCAACAGAGUCCCUAGUAUGCGUAUCCUGGUGACUCUGCUCCUAGACACUCUCCCCAUGCUGGGUAACGUCCUGCUCCUCUGUUUCUUCGUCUUCUUCAUCUUCGGCAUCGUCGGCGUGCAGCUGUGGGCGGGGCUACUGAGAAACAGGUGCUUCAUGGGAGAAGACUUCAGAACGCUCUAUAACCUGUCAUUGAGUGUGUACUACCAGCCGGAGGAGAGCGAGGAGGACCCCUUCAUCUGCUCAGCAAUUCGGGAGAAUGGAAUGUUGCGUUGCCAUGACGUCCCACCCUACAGCGAGGGAGGGGCCGAGUGCUCGCUGCCCGCGCCCUCUCCUGGCGGGGAGGGUGGGAUCAGAGACGGCUGUGUGAACUGGAACCAGUACUAUAACGUCUGUCGGCCCGGCAACGUCAACCCUCACAAAGGAGCGGUGAACUUUGACAACAUAGCCUACGCAUGGAUAGCAAUAUUCCAGGUGAUAACCCUGGAAGGCUGGGUGGACAUCAUGUACUACGUUAUGGAUGCUCACUCCUUCUACAACUUUAUAUAUUUUAUAUUCCUCAUCAUAGUGGGCUCUUUCUUCAUGAUCAACCUGUGCCUGGUAGUCAUAGCGACCCAGUUUGCGGAGACGAAGCAGCGUGAGAACGCGUUGAUGCGUGAGCAGCGAGCGCGUUACAUGUCCAACGACAGUACUCUGGCCAGCUACAGCGAACCGGGAUCCUGCUACGAAGAGAUGCUGAGAUAUGUCUCACACCUCUACCGUAAACUGACCCGACGAGUACAACGCAUGUACACAACCUGGCACAGUAAGCGUCGUAAGAAGGUGAACCCUAACGGAGGAGGAAGUGGUCCGGGGGUCGGCCGCAGAACAUCCGGAAACGCCCCCUGGCUCCGCCCCGUACACAACCUGCUGCAGCAUCACCAGCGCCACCACUGUCGGCACAGCAACGGAGGACACACCGCCGUAGCAACAGGUGGGGAGGAGCUGGAGAUGAGGUCACUUUCUGUCCCGGGUCGUGACCCUUCUGUGACCCCUGGGCUGGGGUCGUCUCUCCUGGGUCGUCUGAACGGAGGGAUGAACUACCCCACCAUCCUGCCCUCCUUCGUCUGCAGCUACCGCAGCUGCACCCCCACAGACCCCCACAACCCCCUCCCCUCACACCCCCACAAGCCCCUCCCCACACAGCCUCACAUCCCCACACACCCCCACAACCCCCUCCCCAGACACCCCCACAACACCCUCCCCACAAGCCUCCACAUCCCCCUCCCCACACAGCCUUACAGCCCCCUCCCCACACACCCCCACAGCCCCCAACCCACACAACCCCACAUACCCCUCCCCAAACAGGCCCAGAGGCCCCUCCCCACACAGCCCUCGCCCCUCUCAGAAAACAGUCCGGACCCCCUCAGCAAGCUGCACCAACUCAUGGGACAGCACAGCCGUCCUCGGCUGCUGUACCAGCUGGCUGGCGUGGUUCCCUCCCCUCUCCUCCUGGAGCUGUUGGGCUGCCCGCUGUGUGCCCGCGCCCUAGAGGGCAUGGAGCUGGACCUGAGCGACCUGGAGGGGUCUAGGGGAGAGGCCCACACCCUGCACGACUUCCCCCAGGGAGGAGAGGGGCGCGGCAGCCGUGGGAGGCGCCGGCGGAAGGCAGGGCUGGGGGCAGGGCUGGGGCUCGGGGUGAAGAGGGCCAGUAACAGGCUGCUGGAGCUGGGGACAGGAUUCAGAGACAGACUGAAAUGCAUCGUAGACAGCAAGUACUUCAACAGAGGGAUCAUGACCUCCAUCCUCAUCAACACUCUCAGUAUGGGGAUAGAAUACCAUCAACAGCCGGUACAGUUGACUGAUGUCCUGGAGAUCAGUAACAUCGUGUUCACCUGCAUGUUCCUCCUGGAGAUGAUGUUCAAGCUGCUGGCCUUCGGUCUCUUCGGCUAUAUCAAGAACCCCUACAACAUCUUCGACGGUAUCAUCGUCAUCAUCAGUGUCUGGGAGAUCGUUGGGCAGGCGGACGGCGGUCUGUCUGUCCUGCGUACCUUCCGUCUGCUGCGAGUCCUGAAGCUGGUCCGGUUCCUGCCCGCCCUGCGCAGACAGCUGGUGGUUCUGAUGAAGACUAUGGACAACGUAGCCACCUUCUGUACACUGCUCAUGCUCUUCAUCUUCACCUUCAGUAUCCUAGGCAUGCACCUGUUUGGGUGUAAAUUUAAUCAGCAGAUGGAGAACGGAGACACCAUCCCAGACCGCAAGAACUUUGACUCGCUACUCUGGGCCAUCGUUACUGUGUUCCAGAUCCUGACUCAGGAGGACUGGAAUGUGGUCCUGUAUAACGGCAUGGCCUCCACCUCUCCUCUCGCUGCUCUCUACUUUGUGGCUCUGAUGACGUUUGGGAACUAUGUCCUCUUCAAUCUGCUGGUGGCCAUCUUGGUGGAGGGCUUCCAGGCUGAGGGUGAUGCCAACCGGGCGGACUCUGACGAUGACAAGAGGUCUGAUGACGAUGGAGAGGAGGAGAAGAAAGAGAAGGUUGAAGAGCUGAAAGACACAGAGCUGAAGCUGUAUUCUCUGAUGAUGACGGCCAACGGUCACGCGGACCGCAACACUCUGGCCCCUCCAAUAACCAUCACGCGCACGGCGGCGACACCCGUGCCGACGCCCAAGAGCUCAUUGGGCCCCGAGUCCGUUCUGGGGGAGGGGCUGGUGUAUGGAGAUGUGUGUUCAGACUUCGGGGAUUCUCGUCGCGGCAGCGCUGCUGCUUCCAUAGACCCCUACGACCAGCGCUCUCUGUCCAGCCCCGGCCAGCACUCGCCCCUCCCUCCCAGAGGUCAGGGUUCAGUCAGUGGGUGGGGCAGCAGGAGGUCAAGUUGGAACAGUCUCAACCGUGCCCCCAGCCUCAAACGCAGCAAAACCAGUGGAGAGAGGGAGAGUCUGCUCUCAGGGGAGGGAGGAGGGGAGGAGGAAGAGGGGGCCUUAGAGCUGCUACAGGUGUCCUCUCUGAGCCCGUCUGUAACAGGGGAGUACGGGGACUGUAACGGGAGGAGUCUUCAUCACAUGACCUAUGACCCCAACAAGGACCUUUCCCCUGACGAUGACAUGGAGGAGGACAACCUGUGGUUCAGGGUCAGGAGAACGCUGCAGAGCUACAAGCCGCGCUGGUGUAGAGAACAUGAAGACUGGAACCUCUACCUGUUCUCCCCUCGGAACUCGUUCCGUGUGUGGGCUAAGGGGAUGAUAUCUCAUAAGAUGUUUGAUCACGUGGUCCUCCUCUUCAUCUUCCUCAACUGCAUCACCAUCGCUCUGGAGAGACCCGGCAUUCUGCCUCACAGCACCGAGAGAGUGUUUCUGGGUGUCUCCAACUACGUGUUCACUAUCAUCUUCCUGGCUGAGAUGACUGUCAAGAUUGUAGCGUUGGGGUUCUGCUGGGGUAAACAGAGCUACCUGAAGAGCAGCUGGAAUGUUCUGGAUGGGAUCCUGGUGUUUGUCUCUCUGGUGGACAUCCUGGUUUCUCUGGCCUUGACUGGAGGGAACCGCAUUCUGGGAAUCCUCAGAGUACUACGACUGCUACGCACACUACGACCUCUCAGGGUGAUCAGUCGAGCCCCAGGGCUGAAGCUGGUAGUGGAGACUCUGAUCACGUCUCUGAGACCCAUCGGAAACAUCGUCCUCAUCUGCUGCGCUUUCUUCACUGUGUUUGGAAUACUGGGAGUACAGCUGUUCAAGGGUAAAUUCUACCUCUGUGAAGGCCUGGACACCAGAAACAUCACCACCAAGUCAGACUGUCUGCUGGCCAACUACCGCUGGACACGCAGGAAAUACAACUUCGACAACCUGGGACAGGCGCUGAUGUCUCUGUUCGUGCUGUCCUGUAAGGAUGGAUGGGUCAACAUCAUGUAUGAUGGCCUGGAUGCAGUGGGAGUAGACCAGCAGCCGGUGAGGAACCACAACCCGUGGAUGCUCCUCUACUUCAUCUCCUUCCUCCUCAUCGUCAGUUUCUUUGUCCUCAACAUGUUCGUUGGCGUGGUCGUGGAGAACUUCCACAAGUGUCGUCAGGACCAAGAAGAGGAAGAGCAGCGGCUACGGGAAGAGAAGAGGCUCAAAAUCCUGGAGAAAAAGCGCAGGAGUAAGGAGAAGGAUGGUGCCGAGGCCCAACAGAGGCCCUACUAUGCAGACUACUCCCCUGUGCGUCUCACCAUCCACACGUUGUGCACCAGCCACUACCUGGACCUCUUCAUCACCAUCAUCAUCGGCAUCAACGUCGUCACCAUGAGCAUGGAGCAUUACAACCAGCCACAGUAUCUGGAGGAGGCUCUGAAGUACUGUAACUACCUGUUUACCUGUAUCUUCAUCAUCGAGACCCUGCUGAAACUAGUGGCCUUCGGACUGCACAGGUUCUUUAAAGACAGGUGGAACCAGCUGGACCUGGCCAUAGUGCUGCUGUCCAUCAUGGGCAUCACUCUGGAGGAGCUGAAGAUGAACGCAUCGCUACCCAUCAACCCCACCAUCAUCAGGAUCAUGAGAGUCCUGAGGAUCGCUAGAGUGUUGAAGCUGUUGAAGAUGGCUACAGGGAUGAGAGCUCUUCUGGACACGGUCAUGCAGGCCUUGCCACAGGUUGGGAAUCUGGGUCUGCUCUUCAUGUUGCUGUUCUUCAUCUACGCAGCACUGGGAGUUGAGCUGUUUGGGAAACUGGAGUGUAACGACAGUAAUCCGUGUGAGGGUCUGAGUCGCCACGCCACCUUUGAGAACUUUGGGAUGGCGUUUCUCACGCUGUUCAGAGUCUCUACUGGGGACAACUGGAACGGCAUCAUGAAGGACACGCUGCGUGAGUGUCUUCCAGAGGAGCGCUCCUGUCUGACCUACCUUCCUCUGAUGUCUCCGGUGUACUUCGUGACCUUCGUCCUCAUGGCCCAGUUCGUGCUGGUCAACGUGGUGGUGGCGGUGCUGAUGAAACACCUGGAGGAGAGCAACAAGGAAGCCAAGGAGGAUGCAGAGAUGGACGCCGAGAUCGCGCUGGAGAUGGAGAGAGCUAGACGUCUUAGUGCCGCCUCUAACACGUCGGCGCUGGGCGGGGCAUACGUGGGGCCACGCCCACAUUCACCUGGUCAGGAGGAGGAGGGUCAGUGCAGCCAGGAGGAGGAGGGUCAGUGCAGCCAGGAGGAGGAGCUUCUGUCCCCAAGGAGGAUGUCCGUAUCCAGGAUGCAUUCUCUCCCUAACGACAGCUACAUGUUUCCUCCUGUACGAUCUGCUAGCGCCCCCUACCCUCUACACGAACACAGCAGCCCCCUGCACCAGGCCUCAGGCUCUGUGACAUCGGUGCACUCCCAGCCAUGCGAAGACCAGGCUGUACUGCCCGGCCUCUCGCACCCUGUUCCCCCUCACAUCGCCCCGCCAAGGCCCUCGCCCAGGGGGCUGCGUAGACAGGUGGCUGUGAAGGUGGACUCGGUGGAGGUUCAGAGUGUUGCCUCAGUAGACAGACAGGAGCCCCUCUCAACCCUCCGCCUGCUCUCCCCCUCCCGCCCCCCCUCUCCGCCCUUCCUCUCGGAUCCCGCCGACGAGGAGGUGUGGCACAUCACCAGCUCAGCGCGCCAUUGGUGGGACAGACAUGGAAGUGGGCGGUGUCACUCCCUCUCCCCCUACGCCUCCCCCGACUCCCCACCCUCCCUGAGGAGCCGAGGGAGUGCGCUCAGCCUGCUGGGGGCGGGGCUACAAGCUCACGACCCGAGGAAGGGCUUCGGCGUAGACACCCAGUGCUUCCUGGAUAAACCCCGUUGUCCUGACGACCAGCGACGACACUCCAUCGAGAUCUGCCCGUCCCCUCCGGAGGACCCACUGCUAGGGGAGGGGUGGGAGGUGGACGGGGACGAGAGGAGGCCCAGGGGUCAGGGGUCAGAGGUUAGAGGUCACAGGAAGAAGAGGAUGAGCCCACCCUGCAUCUCCAUCCACCCCCCGUGUGACCCAGCAGGCCGCGCCCCCUCGGAGCCGCAGGCAGACUGUAACCUGCUGCUGAGACGCAGGACCCCCUCCUACGACGUCGCCGACACACACACCCCCACACACAGGCUGACGCCGACACACACACCGGUACACACACUCACGCCUACACACACGCCAACACAUCACCACACACUCGUACAGACUCUCCCUCACGUGGUAACACACACCCCGACACACACACACACACACCUCCUGCCCCAUGCACACACUCUUAUCCGUACACAUACUCUACCUCAUUCACACACACACACUCCGUCCCUGAACUCUGACACGAGACCUUCCUCUCUCUACAGUGACUACAAGCCCCUCCCACAGUUCACCUUUGACCAACCAGAGCACAGAUACACGAGUGGCAUGUCCGCUGGCCUAUCGAGCAAUGAACCAGCCACAAGUCCCUCGCACUUUAACAGCAGGGCGGGGUUUAGCUCGAUGAACAGGAGAACUGCCCAAUGAGAGACAGAGCCUGGUACUGUAGUAGGAGAGGGAUUCGUCAGAAAGACUAAACCCCAUCCAGAGGGUGUGGCCUGAUCUGGACAGAGAUGGGUUGGAUGGAGAGAGAGAGAGAAAG